AGUGUCUUUUGGUCAACAUGCAAAGCAUGCUGGGAGUAGGGACCACACUGUAUACAAAGGGGAUAUAAAAUCCAGCUCAGUACACAUUCAACCAGAGCAGAGUGACUGUAAUGCAUGAUUGAUCUGAUACUAGAGCGGAAGCAAGCAUGGAAGCCAAUGUGGAGACCCCUUUUGGCAUAGUGCACUGCAAUAUGAAAGGUGUUGCUAAGGGCAACCGACCUGUCAUCCUGACUUACCAUGACAUCGGACUAAACUAUAAGACCUGCUUCAGCAAUCUGUUCGACCAUAAGGACAUGCAGGAAAUCACACAAUAUUUCUCUGUGUGCCAUGUCAAUGCGCCUGGGCAAGAGGAAGAUGCUAGCACUAUCCCCACAGGAUUCACCUAUCCAUCAAUGGACCAGCUCUCUGAGACCAUCCCUCUUGUACUUCAGCAUUUUAACAUUAAAAGCAUUAUUGGAAUGGCAGUCGGGGCUGGAGCCUACAUCCUUGCACAGUUUGCUCUGAUCCACCCUGAACUGGUCGAGGGUCUUGUUUUGAUUAACAUUAAUGCUCAGGCAGAGGACUGGAUGGACUGGGCAUCUCAUAAGAUCUCUGGCUGGACACAUCAUGUUCCUGAUAUGAUCAUCUCCCACCUGUUUGGAAAUGAGGAGAUUCACAAAAACCAUGACCGGAUUGCAGCUUUUCGACAUCACGUCCUGAAACGCAUUAACCAGAGAAACCUUGAGUUGUUUGUCAAGUCCUACAACAGUCGAAGGAAUCUGCAUGUUGAAAGACCACCUCCUGGUGCAAACUUUUGUGUGAGCACCCUGAAGUGCCCGAGUCUUCUGGUGGUAGGAGACAGUUCUCCUGCAGUUGCUGCUGUGGUUGACUUCAAUUCAAGAAUGAAUCCUACAAAAACCACCCUACUUAAGAUGGCUGACUGUGGAGGCCUUCCUCAGGAUGAUCAGCCUGCCAAACUGGCAGAGGCCUUUAAGUACUUCAUUCAAGGAUUGGGAUAUAUGCCUGCAGUUAGGAUGACCCGUCUUUCCUGCUCCCGCACUGUCUCUGGCAGCAGCAGCUUGUCUCAGGAUGCUGUUCAGGGAAACAAUUCCCCCGUAGAGAAGCAGCACAGACACUCUCACAGCAACGUCUCCAUGGACAAUGACUCAGGCAGCAGCGCAGAACUGAGCCUGUUGAGAAGGACACACCCCGAUCAGGUGUCCUGCUGAAGGCCCUGAUGUUAGUGUUGUUAUUUACACACAUCAUUAAUGAAGAACCAGAAGCUGCCAGCUGCUUCAUAGCUGAUUCUAUAGUCUUAGUUUUAUUCUGUGUUUUUUUUUUAAAUGAUGUUUCCAAUUUUGUGUAGAUUGCAGUGUUGAAAGAAGAGAGUGUUUAUAAACGAUUAUGGAUUAUGA
Silurus meridionalis is the source of this 1394-nucleotide messenger RNA. RefSeq names its product N-myc downstream regulated 1b (gene ndrg1b). The transcript is spliced from 14 exons. The record is from RefSeq and is a predicted model, not a curated record. Lineage: Eukaryota; Metazoa; Chordata; Actinopteri; Siluriformes; Siluridae. Gene Ontology annotation, biological process: signal transduction. Gene Ontology annotation, cellular component: cytoplasm. The coding region runs from base 147 to 1208 and encodes 353 amino acids.